AGAUGGAGCCAUCGGUUUCAUCGAUGUAAACACGCAUUUUUUGUUGAUGGUGCACGUGGAUGCAUUUUUUUCACAUUUAAUUUAAUUCCGAAUAGAAUAAUCUUUAAAAUGUCGAAAAUCGUUACGAAACGUUUUCAUCGUGCACAUCUUUCGGCACCAUAUUUACGACCAUCACGAAAUGAUAAUAAUAAUGUUUUGCGUAAUGAAUCUUUGGAAUUACAAAGCCAAGAAUUAUUGAAUAAUAUUCUGGAACAAUUACGUACAGAUCGGCCAUCUGAACGAACAUUCGGUACUGAUAUGAUUAUUUCAUAUAUCACAAAUGAACUAAUAUCAUCGGAAAAAUUCGAUAAAAGUAAUGAAUUUCGUAAAAUUCUUCAACAACUGCGAACAAUGAUUUGUGAUCGAUCUGAAAAUGUUCGAUUCGGUACGAUCGAUGCUUUAUGUCAUCUAAGUACAUUGAAUGAAUCGAUUAUCAAACAAAUGGCCGAACAAGAUAUUCAAAUUCAUCAAGAGAUUCUUAAUUUUUUUCAACAAUUUUUACUUCCAUUAAAUGUUGAUCAAAUGAGUGGUAAAAAUCGUAAAGUUUCCAGUUUGACUAUUUUUAUCGAUGCUUUUAAUCUACUAAUAAGUAUUUGUGAUCAUGUUCCUGAUACUAUCGAUUCGGUAAUCAAUUUUGUUGGAUGGAAACAAAUUCUGCUCAAAUGCAUCAACAUUCAUUCAUCGAAUGAUUUAGAUCGUAUGAAUUUGACAAUAGCUGCCAUACAAUUGUUAUCAUUAAUCAUUGAUGAACGUCGUGGAAAUCGAUUUAUUCAACGUUUUGAAUUAAAUGAUUCGUUUAAUGAACUAAAUAAUCGGCUUGAAUCUAUGAAUUCGACCGAAACAUCGGUAGACGUCCCGUCGACAUCAACCGGAAACUUUUAUCUCCAAUGUCUUUUGCUUCAAAUGUCAUGCAGUGAUCUUAAUCCUACAUCCGCACCUAACGAAUCGAUUUUUGUGCAAUUGGGUCAAUUAAUUCGACGAAUUUUUAAUGCAAAUUUUAAUGAAAAUUUUAAAAAAUUUAUCGAACAAAUCGAAGAUGAUUUAUCCAAUGAAAUGCAAAAAUUACAACAAAUGUAUCCAUUAUAUCAGGAAUUACGAUUAUAUCUAUGUUGUAAACAAUUCUGUUUUGAAUGGUUAACCAACAUGACUGGUUUAUCUUUUGAUAAUGAGGAUGUAAAUGAAGAUGAAAUGAUGGAAGACGAUGAUGUCGAAACAACGGAGCUUGAUCCAUCUUUGCGACAAUUCAUACAAGAACAAUCGAUAUUAUCGAUUAUUUCAAAUGAAUUAUCAAAUAUUCCAUUUCGAAUCGAUACCGAUCAUUUGUAUGGAAAAGAAAUCAUCAACCUAAUGGAUAAUUAUCUAAUGACAUCAUUAACAUUAUUACAUAAUCUGAUUGGUCAUCAUUCAUGUUUAUCGUUUACCAUGAAUGAAAUUGAUAAAAUAUGGAAUAUUGUUUUUCUUAUUGCUUUUGAUGAUGAUAAAAUGGACGAAGAUAAUGUUCGAACAGAAACACAAAUAUCGUUUGAUGUACGAAAAGAAGCCAUAAAUGUCAUCAGACAAUUUGUACAAAAAUUUUCCGAUAAUAGCAAUAAAUUAACUAUGGAUAUAAUAAAUCAAUUGAAAACAUUAUGGUCACAUAACGACAAUGAUUAUGAUCUUAGAAUUAAUAUUGUUAAAAUUAUAUCGGAUUAUUUACAAAAAUCAUCAACAAUCAUAACUGAACGAUCAUCAAUGAUAAUAGAAUGGAUUCGUUUUAUAUUGAAUUCAUUGACAAUGAAUUCAAAUCAUUCAUCAUUGAUAUUUGCAGCCGAAAUAUUAGAUUCAAUUAUUGAUAUACUAUCGGAUGAAUCGAUUGCUAGUGAAUGUAUUCGAAAUGAUUCAUCAUUAUAUUCAUUGUUGACUAAUAAAUGGCAACAAUUUCAACGAUUAACCAGAUCGAAAUCAAUUCAAAAACAAAAUCCAUGUAUAGCAAUUGUACAUGAAAAUAUGCAAUCAUUUUUAGAUUAUCUUCGAAAUUUUUUAUAAUUAAUUAUUAUUAA
This is a messenger RNA of Dermatophagoides pteronyssinus (European house dust mite), 2078 nucleotides long. RefSeq lists its product as uncharacterized. Gene Ontology annotation, biological process: ribosomal large subunit biogenesis; protein import into nucleus. The record is from RefSeq and is a predicted model, not a curated record. Lineage: Eukaryota; Metazoa; Arthropoda; Arachnida; Sarcoptiformes; Pyroglyphidae.